GAGAAUUUUUUACUCGACCGAUGCACUGAAAACUAUCGCAACCAAUGACGUACGUCAAAUGGACCGAAGUUACUCCACAGUACCCGAUACACACCCGAGAGAUGGCAAUCGACAAUUUUCCACAACUUUCGACUUUUUUCCAGGAGAAAUUUACGGUAAUGACGUCAUCGAACGCCCAAGUGCUCAGAAAAUUGCCUCGACUGAUCAAGUGAGGCCAUAUAAAGCAAUACCAGGACCGAAAGAGUUACCAUUGAUAGGAAAUUCGUGGCGAUUCGCUCCUUUGAUUGGCCAAUACAAAAUCGAGAAGUUGGAUAAGGUUAUGUGGAGUUUGUAUAAGGAUUACGGUCGGAUUGUAAAAGUUGGAGGGUUAGUUGGUCAUCCGGAUCUUCUGUUCGUAUUCAACGGCGACGACAUCCAGAAAGUAUUCAGAAGAGAAGAGGCUAUGCCUCACAGGCCUUCAAUGCCCUCGCUCCAUUAUUACAAACAAAAACUUAAAAAGAAGUUUUUCAGCGGCAACGAAGGUGUAAUUGGCGUUCAUGGCCCGAAAUGGGAAGCGUUCAGAAAACAAGUGCAACAAAUUGUUUUACCGCCUGCCAUAGCUAAAAAAUACGUGGAACCUCUAGACAUAAUAGCCGGAGAUUUUUUGGCAUUAAUGGAGCAGUCUUUGGACAAAAACCACGAGCUACCCGAAAAUUUCUUAUCCGAAAUCUACAAAUGGGCGUUAGAAUCCGUCGCCAGAGUCUCCCUAAACACCCGCCUUGGCUGUCUAGACCCGAAUCUAAAUAAAAGUUCCGAAUCUCAACGAAUCAUCGACUCCAUUAACACGUUUUUCUGGAACGUUGCCGAAGUUGAACUCAAAAUGCCCAUUUGGAGGAUCUACAAAAACAAGGCAUUUAGAACGUAUAUUGGCGCUUUGGAAGAUUUCAGAACGUUAUGUUUGAAAUACAUUACCAAAACAGUGGAGAGUAUGGAAAAUAAAAACUUUGAUAAUGUCAAAGAAGAAGAUAUUUCAAUUGUGGAACGAAUUUUGAUGAAAUCCAAAAAUCCCAAAUUGGCAGCGGUGCUAGCUUUAGAUUUGUUACUCGUCGGAGUCGACACAACUUCCAUAGCCCUAGCCUCAACGAUCUACCAGCUGAGCCAGAAUCCAGAAAAGCAACAAAUCCUUUUCGAAGAGCUUCGAGCAGCGUUGCCAGGUAUUGAUUCCAAAGUCAACGUGGAGGCUCAAGAGCGAAUGCCAUAUUUGAAGGCUUGCAUCAAGGAAACUUUAAGAAUGUAUCCCGUUAUAAUCGGUAAUGGUAGGAGUUUACAAUCGGACACAGUUUUGGCUGGAUAUCAUGUACCGAAGGGCACUCAUGUCAUUUUCCCUCAUUUGGUUGUAAGCAACGUGGACAAUUAUUUCAAGCAGCCGCAAAAGUUCAUACCAGAAAGAUGGCUGAAAAAUGUGACCGGUUGUCCACACAAUCAGGAAAAAAUUCACCCGUUUGUGUCAUUGCCGUUUGGGUAUGGUAGGCGGUCGUGCUUGGGUAGGAGAUUUGCUGAAACUGAACUGAAUAUUAUGCUGGCAAAGAUUUUCAGAAAAUACAAAAUUGAAUACAACUACGGACCACUCAGCUACAAAAUCACCCCCACCUAUGUGCCGGAGCAGCCGCUUAAAUUCAAGCUCAUUAAACGCGACUUUUAACAAAACUAACUAGUUUAAGUCUUAGUGUAUUUUUCUAAAUCUAAUAUAUUUUUUAUAAUAA
Ceutorhynchus assimilis (cabbage seed weevil) is the source of this 1742-nucleotide messenger RNA. The record is from the annotation of a GenBank genome assembly. NCBI's taxonomy places the organism in Eukaryota, Metazoa, Arthropoda, Insecta, Coleoptera, Curculionidae.